Molecule: messenger RNA, 1479 nt
Organism: Saccharomycopsis crataegensis
Lineage: Eukaryota; Fungi; Ascomycota; Saccharomycetes; Ascoideales; Saccharomycopsidaceae
Gene: CYS4
Product: cystathionine beta-synthase CYS4
Exons: 1
Coding region: 1-1479 (492 amino acids)
Cellular component (GO): cytoplasm
Molecular function (GO): cystathionine beta-synthase activity
Source: RefSeq, a predicted model, not a curated record
AUGCCAUCUCAACUUCCUUCUUUGUCCGAUGAUGUUUUACAACACAUUGGUAACACUCCUCUUGUUAAAUUGAACAAAAUUCCUCAAUCUUUGGGUAUCAAACCAAGAAUCUUAGUUAAAUGUGAAUAUUUUAACGCUGGUGGUUCUGUCAAGGACAGAAUUGCUAAAAGAAUGGUUGAAGAAGCCGAAAAAGACGGCAAAAUCAAGCCAGGUUUCACUUUGAUCGAGCCAACUUCUGGUAACACCGGUAUUGGUUUGGCUCUUUUGGGUGCCGUUAAAGGUUACAGAACCAUUAUCACUUUACCAGAGAAGAUGUCCAACGAAAAAGUGGCGGUGUUGAAAGCUCUUGGUGCCGAAAUUGUUAGAACCCCUACUGAAGCUGCCUGGGACUCUCCAGAAUCUCAUAUUGGUGUAGCAAAGAAAUUAAACAAGGAGAUCAAGGACUCUAUCAUUUUGGAUCAAUACGGAAACCCAAACAAUCCUUUAGCUCAUUACUACACUACUGGUUACGAAAUUUACCAACAAACUGAAGGUAAAAUUACUGCUUUGGUUGCCGGUGCCGGUACUGGUGGUACUGUGAGUGGUAUUGCUAAAUAUUUGAAGGAACAAGAUAAAAACAUUACUGUGGUUGGUGCUGAUCCUUUAGGUUCUAUUUUGGCCGUUCCGGAAUCUUUGAACAAAACUGACGUGACUGUUUACCAAGUUGAAGGUAUCGGUUAUGAUUUCAUCCCAGAUGCUUUGAGCAGAGAAUUAAUCGACAAAUGGUACAAGACUGAAGACAAAGAAUCCUUCUACUAUGCCAGAAGAUUGAUUAAGGAAGAAGGUUUAUUAGUUGGUGGCUCAUCUGGUUCUGCUUUGGCUGCUGCUGUUAGAUAUGCUAAAGACCAUCCGGAUUUGACUGAGAAUGAUACCAUUGUCGUUGUAUUGCCAGAUUCUAUUAGAUCUUACUUGACCAAGUUUGCUGAUGACGACUGGAUGAGAUUGAAUGGCUUCUUGGAUGAAAAAGAUGAAAAAGAUGAAUUUGACAAUAAGACCAUCAAGGAACUUUCAUUGAAGCCAGUUGUUUCCGUUUCUUUGAAUGAAAAAGUUUCCAAAGUCAUCAAGAUUUUGCAAACCAAUGGGUUUGAUCAAUUGCCAGUUUUGGAUGCUUCUAACAAGAAACUUUUGGGUUUGAUCACUUUGAGUAGUUUGUUGAAAAAUCUUUCUAAGAGGACCGUUACUUUGAAUGAUUCCAUUUCUUCCAUCUUCCUUGAUUUCAGAAGCUUGAAAGACUUUGACAAAUCUUAUGACAUCAAUAAGGAAUCUAAAUUCUCAAAGAGAAAGUUCCAAGCCAUCACUCUUGAUACUAAAUUGUCAAGUUUGAAUAAGUUCUUUGAAACUAACUCCGCUGCUAUUGUUACUGAUGACAAAUUAGUUCCAAUUCAUGUUGUUACUAAGGUUGAUUUGUUGUCUUACUUGAGUGGCCUUUGUAGUCUUUGA